GAGGCUGUUUGCCGCCUCGGUUCCCGCGACCCCAACGUCCCGGAGGCGGGGCGGAGGCGGCGGAGGCGCUUCUUGGAGCGGACCGCUGUUCCGGCCCAACAAACAGACCCGGCUGGGCGGAGGGAGCGGAUUCUGAGCAUUUGAAAUCGAAUACAUAAUUCACCAGCUGCCAUGGAGCCUACAUCUUCUCUUGCAGGGCCCCAGAUGAGUACCAGGUUUCCUUCAAGCAGGAUGGUACCUUUCUACUUUCCUCCAUCAAAAUAUGCACUUUGGAACCCAAUCCCAAUUGGAGAUUUCAUCUACUUACACCUCAAUUACUACAGAAAUCCAAAGCUUGUAGUAACUGAAAAGACCAUCCGACUUGCUUGUCGUCAUGCUAAGCAGAAUAAAAAAAACCUGCCGUGCUUUUUACUUGGUUCUCUCAUAGUAGAUGAAGAUGAAGAAAGUGUGACAUUGACAGUUGAUCGUUUUGAUCCUGGUAGAGAAGUACCUGAAUGCUUAGAGAGAACCCCUACUGCUUCUCUUCCUGGGGACUUUGUGAUUCCAUGCAAAAUUCAUACUCAUGGACUUUGUUCAAAAGAAUUAAUAGUUCAUGAUGGAGAUGACUUCAGUUCAGCUUUUAAGGCUCUGCAGCAUCAUAUAUGUAGCAAAGAUUCCUUGGAUUGUGGUAAACUGCUUUCCCUAAGAGCUCAUAUCACUUCCAAGGAAAGUUUGGACAUUGUGGAUUUGGAUUUGCAUUGGGCAGCAGUAACUCUGGCAAACACCUUUAAGUGCACACCUGUAAAGCCCAUCCCCGUUAUUCCAACAGCUCUGGCAAGAAACUUGAGUAGUAAUCUGAAUAUUUCUCAAGUUCAAGGUACCUAUAAAUCUGGGUAUCUUACCAUGGAUGAAACACGCAAAUUGUUACUUUUGCUGGAAUCAGAUCCCAAGGUUUGUUCUCUACCAUUAGUGGGAAUUUGGCUCUCUGGAAUUAUACAUAUCUAUAGUCCUCAGGUAUGGGCUUGCUGCUUACGAUACAUGUUUAGUUCUUCUAUUCAAGAAAGGGUUUUUUCCGAAUCUGGAAAUUUCAUUAUAGUUCUAUAUUCUGUGACACAUAAGGAUCCUGAGUUUUAUGAAUGCCUCCCGUGUGAUGGCAGGUCAUCUGACCUUCAGUUCCAGCUACUAACCAGCAAGGAAACAUUACGUCUUUUCAAAAAUGUUGAACCUUCUGACAAGAAUUCACUCCAUUUUGAGCUGACUGCUGAAAGCCAAAAUGCAGAAACAGAGUUUUUCAACAAGGUUUCCAAGCAUCUUUCAAUUGAAAGGUCCUCCCAAAAGUUAUCUCCAGGAAAAAUGCCAAUAAAUGAUCGUGAUUCUGGUGUUGAAGAUGAAGAUUUUUCUCCAAGACCAAUUCCUAGUCCUCAUCCUGUGUGUCAGAAGGUUUCUAAGAUCCAGCCAUCAGUUCCUGAACUUUCCCUUGUUUUGGAUGGCAAUUUCAUAGAAUCAAAUCCUCUGCCUAAGCCAUUGGAAAUGGUGAAUAAUGAAAAUCCUUCUUUGUUGAUUAACCACUCUGAACACUUGGAGCCAUUGCAACCCCAGCUUUACGAUGACAAAAGCAACCUAGAAGCUGAAGCUGGAGAGCUUUCCUUGAAAGGGUUACCAAAUCAAUUAACCCAGAGCACUGUUCCUUUGAGACACAGCAAAGUAAGACAGCCAUCUACCUGUAAGAAUGGGAGCGCCCAUAUCAAGAACAGUAUUAAAGCAUCUUCUCUUAAUAGGCCAUCUUCUGAUUCAAAUGUACACAAAGAAGAAUAUCCUGUAAGAUCCUCCACAUUAAAUUCCAAGCAGUCUUCUCUUGCCUCAGGGUCUCACCCACACAAUUUGGUUUUUUCAUCCCAUAAUUCAGGAAGACCAAUGGAACUUCAGAUACCUACUCCACCACCGUCUUACUGUCCUAUGAAUGUUUGCAGUUGUUGUCAGCAUCAUGCCCACAUGCAGUAUAGUCCAAUAAAUUCUUGGCAAGGAGUGAAUACAGGAGAGUCUGUUCAAGACCUCCAGUCUGAAGCCAUUCACAAGCAUUCAUUAUUUCACCUAGGUGGAUGUCCAGCUCUGUACCCUAAUGCAUUCUGUUCUUCAAGUAGUCCUGUAGCCUUGAGACCUCAGGGGAACAUGGGUGGUUGCUCUCCCCUCAACAAUGUAGAACCAUCGCCUGUGGCAAGACAGCCUUCACAUGUGGGCUCCUGUAACCCACCGCCUUGUGCAGUAUGCAUGCACACACCCAGGACUGGCUCAGACAACGGAAUGAUGGGACUGUCUCCGGAUGCAUAUAGGUUCCUCACAGAACAAGACAGACAGCUGAGACUGCUUCAGGCACAGAUUCAGCGUUUGUUGGAAGCACAGUCUCUACAGCCCUGUUCCCCUAAGACAACCUCUGCUGAAGACACGGUGCAAGCUGCAAGACAGAUGGAGCUGGUUUCCAUGGAAGCACAGUCUUCCCCUGGCUUGCACAUGAGAAAAAGUGUAAGCAUUGCUGUGAGCACAGGUGCCAGCUUGUUUUGGAAUGCAGCAGGCAAUGAUCAAGAGCCCGAAUCUCAGCUGAGGCAAGAUGAUACCAAGAUUUCCAGUGAGGACAUGAAUUUUUCUGUUGAUAUUAAUAAUGAAGUUACAAGUCCGCCAGGUAGCGCGUCUUCAUUGAAAGCAGUUGAUAUUCCCAGCUUUGAAGAAAGCAACAUUGCUGUGGAAGAAUUUAAUCAACCACUUUCUGUAUCCAACUCUUCUCCAGGUGUGAGAAAAGAACCUGAUGUGCCUGUGUUCUUUCCGAAUUCCAUGCUGGCAGAAAAUGUAAGCAUGUGCUUACAGAGUGGACCAACAGAGGGUGCCAGUAACCACUCUGUAACAUCAGGGGAACCAAAAAUUGAGCAAGUAAUGCAACCCUUGCCUCAUCAACCUACAGAUAAUCAGAAAAUAUACCAGGAUUUAUUGAGUCAAGUGAACCACCUCCUGAAUAACUCCUCCAAAGAGACUGAGCAGCCAUCGACCAAAGCAGUAAUUAUCAGCCAUGAAUGCACCAGAACACAAAAUGUUUACCAUACAAAGAAAAAAAAAUGUGAUUCAGGUCUGGUAGACAAAGAUUGUGUUCUUAAUGCAACCCUUAAACAACUAAGAAGCCUUGGAGUAAAAAUUGAUUCUCCCACUAAGGUGAAUAAAAAUGCACAUAAAGUGGAUCACGCCAGUGUGUUGGCAUGCAUCAGCCCUGAAGCAGUGAUUUCUGGAUUAAACUACAUGUCAUUUGCUAAUGUUGGCAUGAGUGGCUUAAGCCCCAGCGGUGUGGAUUUGAGCAUGGAGGCAAAUGCUAUAGCUCUGAAGUACUUAAAUGAAAAUCAGCUGUCACAACUGUCUCUCACUCGAUCAAACCAAAAUAAUUGUGAUUCAUCUUUUAGCCUUCUACAUAUUAAUACAGAUAGAAGCACUGUGGGGCUUAGUUUAAUUUCACCAAACAACAUGUCAUUUGCAACCAAAAAAUACAUGAAGAGAUAUGGACUCAUACAAAGCAGUGACAACAGCGAAGAUGAAGAAGAGCCUCCAAACAAUACUGAGAGCAAGAGUGAACAUUUAUUGACUCAGAACCUUACAUCCACACCUGAACAACUUGACUGUCAGAAAGAGCCUUCUAGGAAUGCCUGUGAAAUCAUUAAUCGUUAUGACUGUGAAUCCGGGAGCACCCACACAGACACGCCAGUAUUGAGAAAUAUUACAAAUGAUGUUGUUCAGCCAAAAGCAACACAGCAAUUGGAUGAAAACCCAACUUUCUUACUAAAAAACCAUAAACCAAGUCCUGCAAUGAACCUCCGAACCGGAAAAGCAGAGUUUACCCAACAUCCUGAGAAAGAAAAUGAAAGGGACACCCCAAUUCUUCCCAAAGGUUUGAAACCUGAAACUUUAAAGCAAAUGAGUAGUAUGAAUUCAGUAGGCACCUUCUUAGAUGUAAAGCGGCUUAGACAGUUGCCAAAAUUAUUUUAAACCUUAAACUUGCCACCCUCCUGUUUCGAGGAUGGGGGUCUCUCUUAAAGAGGCUUAGGGAAGCCGGAGCCUUUGGUAGUUUGGGGGAUACCCUAAGCAUUCUAGGGGCCAAUCCGUUUCUUGGUAGCAGCUGACUGCAAAGAGCUGAACAGGUGACCCGAUGGUCAGUGAGAUGGUGCGAGCGUAAAGGAGGGAGAAGUGCUCUGUUCACAGAGAGCUGUUCAGCAUCCCUGCAGCCGUUGUUAAAACAAAUCCUGAGAUCACUUAUUUCGACAGAUAUAGGUAAACCAGUACUAUCCAACUCUGAAUCUGAACUGCUGUUUUAUACUGUAAAUUGUGAGAAGUAACUCCAUUUUCCUAGUGUGUUGCAUCUCUGCAUCUACCCAGUUUCACCUGAAAUAACGUAAAAUAAACUUAUCAUGACCCUGGCUAAAUUAGCUAAAUCGGCCCUUAUUGAAUUUAAGGGGAAGGUUUUAUUUUUAAAAAUAACUUUAAGAUCUUUUAUACAAUGAGUAUAUAUGUUCUCUUAAUUAAGAUCAUAUUUGUUAAAUUCUGUGGAGGUAAAUCUUUUACAGUCUGGUGGUUUGAUGUUAAUGUAACAUUUUCAGCUUAUAGCACUAGCUAUCACAAAAUAAGAAAAUUAUUGAGCAUGAGUUUUAUAAACUUUGAGUAUUUCAAGUGUUUUCAUAUUUUUUAAUAGAACUUAAUAAAAAUGUCUAGAUUUACUCUUUUCCUCUAUACCAUAUCCUUCUCCCCUUGUUAUUAAAAAACUUAUUUGACUUCCCAAAACUUACAAAAAUAAUAACACAGUUCAGGUAUACCCUUUACCCAGUGAUCCCCAAUUAUGGUAUCUUACAUAACUGUAGCAAAUGAUCAAAACCAAGAAAUUGAUAUUGGAUGUGAUAUUAGUAACUAAACCACAGGCCUUGCAGGUUUCACAGGUUUCUACUUGUACUCAUUUAUUCCCUUUUUGGUGUAAAAGUCUGUGAAAUUUUGUCGCUUAUUACAGAUUUGUAUACCUUCCACCGCAGUCAGCAUACAGAACUGUUCCAUCACCACAAAGAAACUCCCUAGUGCUGCGCCUUUAUAAUACAAUCCACCCCCGCCACAGCCCUACUCCCUGACAACCAGUGGUCUGUUCUCCAUCAUUAGAAUGUUGUCAUUUUGAGGACAUCAAUAUAAAUGGCAGCAUAGUGUACAACUUUUUGAAAUUGGUUUUUACUAAGCAUGAUGAGGUCCUUGAGAUCCACCCAAGAUGUUAGUGUUGCUUCCUUUUUUCUCCCACCUUCUUAAAAAUUAAGUUUUAAAUUUUUAUUUCUAAAUAUAAAUGGAAAAAGUCCUCAUUCACUUGAGAGAUAAAGCUCUUCUGCUGAAGUUAACUUAAGCUGUGGUUGCCUUGUAUCCAACUUUGACAUGUAAGCUGGAAAGAAGGGGACUUUGGAUCUCUAAAUACUUUCCAACUCAUCUGGGCCUUCUGAGCUAAUAAUCUGAUAGAACUGCUCAUAGUUUGUAAGCCAAAGUGUAGUGACCUGGUGGCUCUCUGCCGGUCCCCGCUGGAGCCCUGACCGGUUGCUGCCUGUUGCCCUGCAAUGUUGCUCUUUCCAGUGAAAAGUAAGACAUGGAAAUAGCAAGGACAAGAAGUCUAUGUCUUCCCUUUGUUUCCUUAGGUAGGCAUCAUUUGGCACUUUAGUUAUUUUAUUAAAUAGCAUAAAAACCCACUUAAAGGCUUCACUAGAGUCAACUUUUAAGAAACGGAAUUGUCAACGCCACUUCGCAUGUGCUAUACUUAACUCUAGCCCCCAGUACCUCACCCAAGAAGCCAGUGUGGGCACGAUUUAUACUGCACGUGAUUAAAAAACCUGAGAGAAUUCUAGUAAAUUAACUGACAGUCUCAUUAACUCUACCAUUAUCACUGGGAACCCUCUCAUUUUCACAGCAAAUAAGAAGCUCUCUGUCUUAACAAUAAAAACUGAACUUGAGGCUUUUUAGGCAAAAUCUAAUUCCAUCCCUUCUGUUAACCACAUCUGAUUUAAGGCCUAUGAUAAGACACUUAAGCAGUUUUGGAGACUGAAUUUAGACUGCAGAUGAAUUCAACGAAACGUGUCUCUUUCUACUACAUGCAUGUCUAGAGAAGAGGUGACCAUCACUGAAGCCUCCUUUGGAAAGUUUUCUAAGAAUGUUUUACUCUGGGAGCACCUAGGUGGCUCAGUCGGUUGAGCAUCAGACUCUUGAUUUCAGCUCGGGUUGUGAUCUUAGCCUCGUGAAGUCAAUCCCUGUGUGGGGCCUCGUGCUGGGUGUGGAGUCUGCUUGAGGUUCUCUCUCCUCCCUCUGCCUCCCUGCCACUGCCCACAUGCCCUCACACUCACACUUUCUCUCUCUCUCAAAAAAAAAAAAAAAAAAAGUAUACUGUGUGAAGUUAUUUGGUAAAUUCGUUGCUAUGGUAGCUUUCAGGCAUCUUUGAGCAAAGCAUGAGUACUGGAAAAAUUGGAUUAAAAGACUGGAUACGAUUGCCUCUCAAGUGGUAUUUGUCUGAAUAUUUUUCUUUCAUUCAGUCCCAUGGCAUACUGUUUAGAUACAUGGGUGCUAUUUCAAAUGGAAUAAGGAAAUGAUGGCGCUUCCAUUCCUCAGCUUCUGGAAAAUAAACCCACUCAUCUAGGUCCUGGCCAACUGGCCUCUCUGCUUUCACCAAACAUCCCCUCUCUGAACCUCUGAACCCUUUGCUGCCUCAUAACACUAUGCUCACUUGUCCUCUGCCUUACCCUUCCUGUGCUAACCUGCACAGAAGUAGAUACAGACAUAUUAGACAUAAACCUUGCCUUUUGCCAUCCGUGAAGACUAAGGAAAAGAGAUACACCCCGGAAAGAGUCAUACCACAGUAUGAGACAGGAGUGAUGGAGACUGGAAGGAUCACAGAAGCAUAAUCAUGACAGCUUCCAUCUUUUUAGACCCCCUGUGUUCACUGGGUGCUGUGCAGAGUACUCCACAUGCUUUGAUCGAUUCAUUUAAGCGUCCUUGCUGACCCCAGCUGAUGACUGUCAUUCUCACAGUUAAGGGAAUAGCCUGAGGGAGAUAAUUGACCUAAGUAAGUUGCUAGCAGAGAUGCAAGCUCAAGUACAAUCCCAGAGCCCAAGCUCUUACUAAGCCACUGAGAAAUACAACUUCUCUUAGGCCUGAGGAAUUCCGGAAGAGCUUCCUACAAGAAACAUGCUGAGCUGAAUGAAUGAUUUCAAGUACUGCAGUCAAUGCUGUUUUGAGUAUGUGUUGUCCUCCAAGCUGCCCUGCCUCUUUGGCCCCAAGAAGGAGUCCUCUGGCCCUUAAGCCAAGACCAAAAAUUUUCUACUCAACAGUCCUGAAGUAGACAACCCCAGCUCUGUCAAUGUUAAAGAGUUCACGUCAAUGAUUUUACAUCAUGGUAGUCAACUGAGUCUAUUCUUACGAGCUCCAGAAAAUUAGAGGAACAAAAGAAUUUUCUGUGCUUUUAUUUUCUAGAUGUUAUGAGGCCAGAACCUUUCCUACUUCCCUAGAUUAACUGAGA
This is a messenger RNA of Lutra lutra (Eurasian river otter), 7534 nucleotides long. RefSeq names its product STIL centriolar assembly protein (gene STIL). Gene Ontology annotation, cellular component: centrosome; centriole. Lineage: Eukaryota; Metazoa; Chordata; Mammalia; Carnivora; Mustelidae. The coding region runs from base 172 to 3999 and encodes 1275 amino acids. The record is from RefSeq and is a predicted model, not a curated record. Gene Ontology annotation, biological process: protein localization to centrosome; centrosome duplication; smoothened signaling pathway. The transcript is spliced from 17 exons.